AUGUCGUCCCUAAACACGCUGAGUUUGCAAGCCGAGGCCCGCAAAUCGCGCCUCGCUGCCUUGAGAAGCCUCAAGCGGAAGCAGCCCGCUGACGAGGGUGCUCCCUCGGACGACCCGGCAGGGCAACCUCGCCCGGAAGAGCCCGACGUCGCACGGUCCCAUCUCUCCGGGCGAAACUACGAUCCGGAAACGCGGGGUCCCAAGCUGGGAUUCGACCAAGCCCCCAGCGAGAACUUGGAGCAGCCGACUCUGGAGGAACAGGCGGCCGAGGUGGAAGCCAAGAUCAGGCAGCAAGCGGCCGAAGACGCGCAGGAUGACAAGGGACUCGACCUGUUCAAGCUGCAGCCCAAGAAACCCAACUGGGACCUGAAGCGAAACCUCGAGGCAAAAAUGCAGAUGCUCAACGUGCGGACCGAUAAUGCCGUGGCGAGGCUUGUUCGCGAGAGAAUCACCGGCGCGCAAAAGGCAGCUACGGGCUCGACAGCCGCGGACCAAGACCAGGGCGAGGAGGGUGCGGUCGGCAUGGACGGCGUUGCUCUUGUGGAGGGGCUGAGGGUGAGAGAGCGGGAGGAAAAGGAGGAGGAGAGCAGGGAGCGGCAAGAGGAGGACGCCCUGGUGGCAUGA
This is a messenger RNA of Ustilaginoidea virens, 624 nucleotides long. RefSeq lists its product as uncharacterized. Gene Ontology annotation, cellular component: post-mRNA release spliceosomal complex; U2-type spliceosomal complex. The transcript has a single exon. Lineage: Eukaryota; Fungi; Ascomycota; Sordariomycetes; Hypocreales; Clavicipitaceae. The record is from RefSeq and is a predicted model, not a curated record. Bases 1 to 624 code for a protein of 207 amino acids.